CAGAUCCAUCAGCGGUGACUAAGGACAGCUGUAUGCAGAGAAUGGCAGCAGGCGGCAGGACGACCACGAAUAUGCAGUAUACCGCAGCGUCGAUAUGCAAGUUGGGCCCGUUCAAUGGUCGCCCAGACUUGGUCAGCAUGCUGUCAACACUCCUCCCAGCUGCCCCACCACCGCGAUGAGGGGCACCCUGCACCAAUGAACCACAGCUACGUACCAAGAGGCGCACUUUUUCGCGAUGCCCUGCGUAGAUGCGUUGACCUGGAGGACAGCUUUAAAAACUUUCACGCGCCCGCCAUAGACCGCUUCUCUCCCAUCUCACUUUUACCACAAACCAUCCAUUGAAACCUCAACUCAACACCAAACACCACACACACACACCACCCAACAUGCCUCAGAGAAUCCCAGAAGCCGAGAGCUUGAAGGAGCUCCUCUCCCUCAAGGGAAAGGUCGUCGUCGUCACCGGUGCAUCCGGCCCCAAGGGUAUGGGUAUCGAGGCUGCUCGCGGAGCUGCUGAGAUGGGCGCCGACCUCGCCAUCACAUACGCCUCCCGCCCCGAGGGUGGUGAGAAGAACGCAAAAGAGCUGUCGGAGAAGUACGGCGUCAAGGUCAAGGCCUACAAGUGCCAGGUCGACAAGUACGAGUCCGUUGAGAAGCUUGUCAAGGAUGUCAUCGCCGACUUUGGCAAGAUCGACGCCUUUGUCGCCAACGCUGGUGCCACCGCCAACAGCGGCAUCCUCGACGGCUCCGUUGAGGACUGGAACCACGUCGUCCAGGUCGACUUGACUGGUACUUUCCACUGCGCCAAGGCUGUCGGCCACCACUUCAAGGAGCGAGGAACCGGUUCCUUCGUCAUCACCUCUUCCAUGUCCGGCCACAUCGCCAACUUCCCACAAGAACAGACCUCAUACAACGUCGCCAAGGCUGGCUGCAUCCACAUGGCCCGCUCGCUCGCCAACGAGUGGCGCGACUUUGCCCGUGUCAACUCCAUCUCGCCUGGUUACAUCGACACUGGUCUCUCCGACUUCGUGCCAAAGGAGACUCAGAAGCUCUGGCACUCUAUGAUCCCAAUGGGCCGUGACGGUCUCGCCAAGGAGCUCAAGGCCGCUUAUGUCUACUUCAUCUCCGAUGCCUCCACCUACACAACCGGUGCCGACCUCAUCAUUGACGGUGGUUACACUUGCCGAUAAAUGCACAACACGAUGUUUACGAGACACGAGACGAAAGAAAAAAAGGCAAUAGUUUGAUCAUUGCGGUGUCGUGACGAGCAUACCGACACGCUGCAUGGCGGAUGAGCUGGUAAUUAUACCGUUCCACGGGCAAGCAACGUGGAAAUUAUGUAUCGUAGUUACACAUCUUCAAUUGUAUGCUACGUUCAUGGACGAGACCUGUCUCAAAUUUUCAACGCUGCCAAAACGUGUUCACAGCCGUGAGGGCCGGUGAUCGUGAUCUGACUGAAUCGCACGAUCACAACACAUGAGGUCGAGCAUCGCUCCACUACGUAUUGACCACCAACCCACACUCACAUACUGACCGAUGUUUUCCCACGAUGUGAUGUCACGAACUCAAGCCCGAACGAGAGCUGAGGACAUACGCGGGGAUCAUGAAACUGGACGACAAGUUCCUUUUGCUAUGCAAGACGCUUUCGAUGGAAUCAUGCUAAAGCCAGUUCCAUUCGAACUCAGCGAUGCUGUGUCCUCAGUAUGCCGAUUUCCGCAUGGCCAUCAUUGUUCUUUGAUAGCAAUUCGACUCAACGCGGGGCAAUGAUGAUUUUUCCGAAAACUU
Messenger RNA from Cercospora beticola, 1782 nucleotides. Its product is annotated as SDR family oxidoreductase. NCBI's taxonomy places the organism in Eukaryota, Fungi, Ascomycota, Dothideomycetes, Mycosphaerellales, Mycosphaerellaceae. Gene Ontology annotation, cellular component: intracellular anatomical structure. Gene Ontology annotation, molecular function: oxidoreductase activity, acting on NAD(P)H, oxygen as acceptor. The record is from RefSeq and is a predicted model, not a curated record.